Molecule: messenger RNA, 642 nt
Organism: Guyanagaster necrorhizus
Lineage: Eukaryota; Fungi; Basidiomycota; Agaricomycetes; Agaricales; Physalacriaceae
Exons: 5
Coding region: 1-642 (213 amino acids)
Source: RefSeq, a predicted model, not a curated record
AUGAUCCUUCUCUUGAAAGGGCCGGAGCAAAUUAUUGAACAACUCAAAGAGCAGAAUCAUGAGCAGCAAGAGCUUUUGCGAUCGCUUUCCGAAACUUGGAUGGCUGAUUGUGCUAGACACCAUCAAGAGACUGUUGAUGCGGUUCGCCAAACAGCGAAUGAACAAGUACCAUUCAAUGUCCAAGGGUAUCUUGAUGAGUUUAGUAAGGCUUUGGCAUCAGAAGUCCGUAUUUUGCUGGGUGAAGUAGGAAAACUCCGAGAAGAGCGACGUGGACUUCAACAUGAAAUCGGAUUCUUGCUGACCACGAAAUCCAAGUACGGUCCCGGAGGUGAAUUUGACGCUGAUUGGGCGCCUCCUUCCGCAGCGCCACCGCCCCCGCCACCGCCCCCCGAGCCCAUGCCGCCUCCAGAAGUUCCUCCCGCACGACCUGGUUGGAGGACUGUCAAUGUCCGUCCUAGUAAGAAAAAGAAGAGGGAUAGCGGACCACCUCCUGCCGCUCCUCCGCCUGGACCGGAUCCUCGCGCCCAAGUACGUUCGUGGGCACAAUGGCAACGUGACAUCGAGCCCCAGUUACUCGUCCCUGAUCAAGGUAGUCCGGGGUUGUUUGGGCCAAGGUCACCACGAGGUUCGAUCAUACGGUAA